Molecule: messenger RNA, 1271 nt
Organism: Osmerus eperlanus (European smelt)
Lineage: Eukaryota; Metazoa; Chordata; Actinopteri; Osmeriformes; Osmeridae
Gene: ctbs
Product: chitobiase, di-N-acetyl-
Biological process (GO): oligosaccharide catabolic process
Molecular function (GO): hydrolase activity, hydrolyzing O-glycosyl compounds
Source: RefSeq, a predicted model, not a curated record
AUGGCUCUGUUCCUCAACCCUUUGGGGAACAGUGCCAGAAAUAACAAAAGAUGUCCGGGCGUGACACGGUAUGUGACUAUGGAAGCAAAUCGUUACCAAAAUGUGCAUUAUAUAAAUAACAUAAACACGAUUCCUGUAUUGCUAGGAGAUGUGCCCCUCCACUUCAUGUUGGACCCAAACAACAGGUCAGCAUGGAUAAAAGACAAAGUGGCAAACUUGACAAAGAAGCAGUUCAUGGAUGGCUUCAACCUAGACAUUGAGCAGGAAGUGUCUAAAGACUACAAGUUCACUGCUCUUGUCAAAAAGACUACAGAGGUGUUCCACAGGGAGAUCCCAGGGGCUCAGGGCUCUUCUCUUCUGAUUGACGUAGCCUGGUCGCCUGACUGCAUAGACGGUCGGUGUUACAACUACGUCACCAUUGCCAAGUCCUGCAACUUGCUAUUUGUGAUGUCCUAUGAUGAACAAAGUCAGAUAUUUGAGGGCUGUAUUGCCACGGCUAACUACCGUUACCAAUAACAGUGGCAGGUAUGUAAUGCAAGAUAUAGUCCAUUGAAUUUCAAACUUAACAAAAGAGAAUUUUCGAUACUUGUGAAUCAAGGUUAUGGUUAUCAAGGUCUCUUGGUUAUAGAAGGGUUGUGUGCUAUAGCCAAGUUUUCUUUUCGAGGUGCCCCUUGCAGUGACGCCGCUGGUUGGUAGAUUUUGUACAUCAAUAUUAUGAAGCAGGUCAACGAUUCCAUGUCAGGCAGGCUGUGGGACAGUCAAAGCUCCUCCCCCGACUACAACUACAUGGAGGAAAAGGGACAGAUUCAUCAAGUGUGGUAUGAUGACCCUGAGAGCAUUUGCAUGAAGUCAACGAAUGUCAGAUCCAUGGGGCUGAGAGGUGUCGGCAUGUGGAAUGACAUCCUCUCUAGUAGUCUGGACCUUGUUGCCCAGCUACAGACUGAUAACAUGUGGCAUGCCAUAAUGACAUGCUAAGAAGAGGUUCUGAGAUUUAUAUCCCUCUAUAUCCCACCACGAUUUAUUGCUGAGUCUAUACAUUCCUUGGUAAAGAAGACAAAAUGAGAAAGGGUCGUGUGUCUUUUGGAAGUUGGAGCCACACUUGCACUCAAGUUGUAUCAUUGCUGUUUAUUGCAAUUGUAAAACAUUCUCAAGAAGAGCAGGGAAUUGACUGAACCAGGAUAGUACAUACAUUUCUUUAUAUGAUAUUCAGUUUUAACAAAAAGGUUUUUGAUAAUCACUGAGAAAAUUGCCAUGAAACCAUUGUGUUAUCA